AUGGCAAACGGCUGGAGUCUCAUCAUCGGUCUCGUCAUCGUCGUCCUGGCAGCCCUAGCAGCAUGGAUCUUUAGUCCUAAGGGGGAGAACCAGACAUUGUGGCGAAGCACAUUGAUCCUAUCGCUUGCGUCGUGUUAUUUGAUGUGGGCUAUUACGUUCCUUGCACAGUGGCAUCCGCUUAUUGUGCCGAAGAGGUCGGAUAUUCGGCCUGAUCGCGUACCGCAUUGA
Aspergillus lentulus is the source of this 228-nucleotide messenger RNA. The record is from RefSeq and is a predicted model, not a curated record. Lineage: Eukaryota; Fungi; Ascomycota; Eurotiomycetes; Eurotiales; Aspergillaceae.